GGCUCUGCCUCAAUCUCGUUGGCAGGUAGGUCCUCAGAAGCAAAAUGUUCAAGAGCCGUCUGCUUGCCAGGACAACAGUCUCGGGCCCGUGCAGGCUUCCCCGGGCAGUGCGCUCCAAGGGGGAGAUGUCCGGACGUGCAAGCUCGGAGUCUGGCCAGAGCAGCCGGCAGCCAGACCGACGAUGCUUCUCGUCGAGAGUUCCCCCGAGCCGCUGGAAGUUCUCGGAGACGCCCUACCAGGUGCUCGGGGUCGACAAGCACGCCAAGCUGCCCGAGAUCAAGAAGAAAUAUUAUCAGCUCUCCAUGACCUUCCAUCCAGACCGCUCGGCUCAAAAGUCUGAGGCCGCCAAAAAGCAAGCACACGACCAGUUCAUCAAAAUCCAGCAAGCUUACGACUUGCUCUCGGACCGCCUAAACCGAAGCGACUACGACCUGUACGGCGGCAGCCCCACCGGGACGUCGUCCUCCACCACAUGGACGCCUCCGCCAUAUGAUCCGUUCCAGGCCAACCCGGGUCAGUCGUGGGAGCAGUGGGACGUCAAUGCUGGUCCUGGAUCGCAAUACAAUCAAGACUCUGGCUUGUUGCGUAUGUUCUCGCCCCUCAUCACCGUUGGUGCGCUCCUGCUGGUCUCUGGAUAUAUCGUAAAGUGGUACAUCGACCACAUGUCUGAGACAAGACGCCGAAUGGCGUGGGCCCGCUUCCAUCACGUCAAGUCCAAGGAGGGGCUGCAAGACGUUGUCUCGAGAGAGCCGCCGCCGAAUUGACCCACCCGAGUAUCUCGGUUUACAGCGCACAUACGACACCUCCUAUAAGUACUUGAUGUUCCAACUGAAGACUUGUAGCGAUUGACUUGCAGUCGUCAAGACAGUUCUUGCAGCUUACCGCCACGGUGGCUCGCGUCCAGAGGGCUGGUUCUUCUUGAACAACCUCAUUGUGAACACUUCCAGUCGAUUUCUAUUGAUGCCGAUAUACAUUUCCACUCGCUCACAUCUGCCGUCAGUCAGAGCGAAUCGUGGUUGGAUACUGUAGUGGACAAGCUGCUCUUAUGUAUCUCAAAGCAGAGAUUGCUCGUGAGUAACAGCCAAUCCAAUAAAAACAGGUUUGGUCGUUGCUGAA
Polychytrium aggregatum is the source of this 1116-nucleotide messenger RNA. Its product is annotated as DnaJ domain-containing protein. The record is from RefSeq and is a predicted model, not a curated record. The transcript has 3 exons. The coding region runs from base 45 to 764 and encodes 239 amino acids. Gene Ontology annotation, molecular function: protein-folding chaperone binding; misfolded protein binding. NCBI's taxonomy places the organism in Eukaryota, Fungi, Chytridiomycota, Chytridiomycetes, Polychytriales. Gene Ontology annotation, cellular component: endoplasmic reticulum.